This is a messenger RNA of Chiloscyllium plagiosum (whitespotted bambooshark), 2549 nucleotides long. RefSeq names its product TRAF interacting protein with forkhead associated domain (gene tifa). Lineage: Eukaryota; Metazoa; Chordata; Chondrichthyes; Orectolobiformes; Hemiscylliidae. Gene Ontology annotation, biological process: positive regulation of canonical NF-kappaB signal transduction. Gene Ontology annotation, molecular function: protein binding. The record is from RefSeq and is a predicted model, not a curated record.
UGCUGACCUCUUAACUUCACAAAUCUAAGGUGGUCUGGGUUGGGAGUGUAUGGAGAGAAUAAAGCUAAGUGAUUUGAAAGGUUUCCAAAAUGAUGAGCAGGCAGGAUUAGAAAGAACGGCAUUGAUCCCAUUAGUAAUAAAAAAUAAGAUUAAAAAAUGAGCAAAUGAAGUGACGUAAAAAAAACACUUUCUCACACAACGAGUAUUUAAAGUAUGGAAUGCACCGCCUGGGAAUUUAGUGGAGUUCAGUUCAGGCAUUUGAGAUGGCAUUGGGUGAUUAUUUGGAUCGAAAUAGUCUGCGGCGAUAUGUGGAAAAGGCAGGAGAUUGACACUGGGUGCUAGAACCAGGACAGACACGACGGGCCGAAACGCCUCCUUCUGCGCCGUAACAGCUCCUUGAUUCUGAUGUAAUCCCCCCACAAGCCAAGGAAACAGCAGCGAGGGCGGUGAAUCUCCAGCAGCAUGAUGCUCUGAUUUGAUAACUCGGAUGUCCGUCAAAGAUAGGAGUCAGCUCCCUGCUCAGCUCCCGAUCAGUGUUUGCUCCGUGGUUUUCGGAUCCGCGGAGAAGCGUCGGGUGCAGCCUUCCGCCGGAUUGCAUAUUUACGAUUUCUGAGGGCGGUAGCGUCUCCAAGAAAUAGCAAUGCACAACACAAUGUCUUUUGAAAGUGAAGACACUGAACAGACCAUUACUUGUCUCAAUAUCAAUGUCUAUCACCCCCAGGCAACAGUAUUUACCUCUCUGAAUUAUGCUGGCAAACAGAAAUACCGAGUGGAGGAAAUGGUAAUGUUUGGCCGUGAUUCCAAAGUGUGUCAUUUUCCUCUAAUGGACAAACGUGCCUCUCGAAUGCAGUUUAUUAUUCAAGCUUUUCGACACAGUGAGAGCUCAGAACUCUGUUUUGAAAUCAAAAAUACAAGCUUGAAGAGUAAACUAUCUGUCAAUAAUAUAAGUCUGGAUCACCUUAAUAAGAUUGAUUUACCAAGGAAAUGUAUUUUGCGAUUUGGGGAAUAUCAAUUCUAUCUGGAAAAAGAUGACGGAGAAGAUAGAGAACACUUUGAAAUCUUCAUCAAACUUUCCCUAGUUCCAUUUUGUCAAGAGGUCAGUAUGGAGACCCUAACACACCCUGUACCUGAAAUUGGCGCUUUAAAGUUCAUGGACGUUCCAGUUCCUCAAUACCAAUUUCAGACUGCAGUGGAGAGUGAUGAAAAUGAAAUUAAAUAAAGUAAUGCCUUAUGAUUACUUGCUAAUCAGCAUGAAUAGAAAAUUUGAGCCUUUCUUUAAGUGCUGUCCAGAUAUACAGUGAUUUAUGGGCAGGGAGAUGUAACCUGACAAGUAUAGUGUUUACUUAGAGACGAAUGAUGAGACUGAAUAAAUGAACUCAAUUAUUGUCCAUUCUGACCUAUGCUGAAUACGUUAGCAAUCCUUGUCUAUUUCUGAGCAAAUCAUUGCUGACAUUGUUUAUCUAGCACGGAAACUAUUCCUUUUUGCUGGUUGAAUUAUUGUAUUUACAUUUUUAUCCAAUAUUAUGGAAUGUAUUAGCUUGAUUUUGGGAUCAGACUCAAAUUAAUCACCCCAAAAUAUUUUUGUGUGAAUGGUUUGUUAUUAGUGAUUAAUUAGUACAAGUUCUCACUCAUUCUGUAUCUGUUAUUUGAUUAUGCAAGUCACGAUUAAAGUUGCAACGCUUUUCAAUAGGAUAAACAUAGCAUGAGUUUUACUGCAACUUCCAGAUUUACUUGUUAGCCAUGUGUACACUAUAUAAUUGGUAAACCUCCAGUAUGUGCAACAUUGGUAAUUGUGGAAAACAUUUGCACUGUAAAAUAGAACAGUUAGAAUCUUGAAAUCUUAUGAAAUAUAAAUAAAUUUAUGUGCAACUUUAUGAGAUAUUGCAACCCAUUUACAAGUUAUAUUUCAAGGUAAUGUUCUUAUUUAGGUUCAAUGUACCAACUUAUUUUAACUAUCUUUUGCAUUAGAUCAAUUAUCCCAAAAGCCAGCAAAUAAUGAUCUAGUAUAGGGAUUUCUCUAUUUUAUGCAUCCACUAUACUAUCAGAUAAGGGACAUUCUGACUCCUCGUUUUCCACCACCCUCCUCUCUCUCUCACUCCCUUUCACCCCAGAAUCCCAUCCUCCUUUCUUUCUCAUACUCUUCCAUGUUCUGCUUUUCCCAUUAUAUGUGAAUUUUCAAUAAAUACCAUGAUAACUACUUUAUUUUCCAAUAAUCUGCUACUCUUUGUAUCUAUGCAUUGUGCUAUUUUAUUGAACAAGAGCAUUGACUACUCUUUCUCAAUUUUAUCCAGAGCUUCUGCUGCAUUUUAUAAUACACUCUUUCUAACACUCCAAUAGCUUCUUUCAUCACAAAUGUUACUCAUUUUCUAAUUUCUCUAACUUGUGUAAAUUUCUUAUAACUUGGAAUAUUCAUCUAGCCAUGCUCAAUGUGUAGCCAACUUAGAUGGUAUGCAAUAAAAUAUAAUCCUUUAAACUGGAUUUGCAAUUGUAUUCAUUUGCUUUGUUCCUUUUUAAAAUUUAUUCAUGAGAUGCAGGCAAGAUUGACAUCC